Messenger RNA from Oncorhynchus masou masou (cherry salmon), 4930 nucleotides. It is a transcript of the gene mapta, whose product is annotated as microtubule-associated protein tau a. NCBI's taxonomy places the organism in Eukaryota, Metazoa, Chordata, Actinopteri, Salmoniformes, Salmonidae. Gene Ontology annotation, cellular component: neuron projection. Gene Ontology annotation, biological process: microtubule cytoskeleton organization; neuron projection development. Gene Ontology annotation, molecular function: microtubule binding. The record is from RefSeq and is a predicted model, not a curated record.
UUGAAGAAAUGUAACUACUGGGUCGUUCCAUUUGAAUUCGAUCUCAUUUUAGAAUGCAACACUUUUGAUUUGAACAAAACAUUCCAUAUGUGAUUGCACAUGGUAGAAAUGAACAGAAAGUGACUUUUUUGGAUCUGAAUACCAGAACAUUCAGAAGAGAGGUCCUCAAAGUUGACUCAUUUUGCAUACCCCACCCUACCACGAGACAUCCAUGUCUUCACCACUGAAAAAGUUAAACGGUUGAGUUUGACAUCGGUUGAAAGGUUACAAACAGACAGAGCCAGGCAGACAGACACUUCGAGACACCAUCACAAAUCUGCUGCUCUCUGGCGACUGCCUCCCGUUAUGGCAUCUUGGUUAACUGCGUCUGACGACUGUGCGCUCUGUGAACAACUGUGCAGCUGUAGAAACAACCACACUGUCUGCAAACAGCCUGAACCUGACUUGCUAUGGAUCAACACCAGGACUAUAUGAACAACGCCCCUAACACCUACAGCUACAACUCCGGGGACACCAUGAGCGCUUCCUUAGCCGGCAUGACCAUCAACGACCUGCAUCACCAGGAGAACGGGGUCCAGCUGGGGCACAGGAGCCCAGGGGAUGGCCCCAUGAAAGUGGAGCCUGAGGAAGCCACACUAGAGGACAGAGCGGCUGAACCACAGUCUGAGCUCUCUGAACUGGAGAGCAACACCUGUGAUGAGGAGGUGCAACUUAGCGCCUCUAGUGAGGAGGAGGUGCAACCUGCAACUGGAGGAACAGCCUCAACAGCUCAAGCAAAGAUUGAAAACGACAAUGCUGAUAAGAAGACUUUGGGUGGUGCCAGGCCUCAGGCCCCCGGAACCAAGAUUCCCGCCAAAACCCCAGCUCCAGCAAUCGGCAAGAACAAAGACAACACCAGUGGACAGAGCAGCCCUGGUACUCCCAAGUCCCCCUCCAGCAAGACUCUUCCCGGAAAGCCCUUGGCUGUGGCCACAAACCAGGUGAAAAAGGUUGCGGUGGUGCGCACCCCACCCAAGUCUCCUGGCUCUCUCAAGAGCCGCGCCCCUGCACCCCUCACCGCAGCGGCCCCCUUGCCGGACCUGAAGAACGUCAGGUCCAAAAUCGGCUCCACAGACAACAUCAAGCACCAGCCUGGAGGAGGAAGGGUACAAAUAAUUGAAAAGAAGAUCGACUUAAGCAAUGUGCAGUCUAAGUGUGGCUCCAAAGACAAUAUCAAACAUACACCCGGAGGUGGCAAUGUCCAAAUCCUCGAGAAGAAGUUGGACGUAAGCAAUGUCCAGGCUCGUUGUGGAUCCAAAGCCAACCUGAAUCACACUCCUGGAGGAGGCAGGGUACAAAUACUAGAAAAGAAGGUGGACGUAAGCAAUGUCCAGUCUCGCUGUGGCUCCAAAGAUAAUAUCAAACAUACACCCGGAGGAGGCAAUGUUCAAAUAGUCCACAAAAAGAUUGACCUGAGCAAUGUUAAAUCAAAAUGUGGUUCUACAGCCAACAUCCACCACAAGCCAGGUGGUGGGAAUGUUGAGAUCAAAUGAAAAUUGGAUUUCAAGGUCCAAUCAAAGAUCGGCUCCAUGGACAACAUUGGGCACGUGGCCGGAGGUGGACAGAGGAGGAUUGAGAGCCACAAGCUGACGUUCCGUGAGACGGCCAAGGCACGCACUGACCACGGGGCCGAGAUUAUCUCCCUGGAAGACGAACCCCUGUCCCACCAGCUCAGUACCUUGUCCUCCUCCGGCUCCAUCAACAUGGCUGACUCACCGCAGCUCUCCACACUCGCCGACCAGGUAUCUGCUUCUCUGGCCAGCCAAGGCUUGUGAUUGGCUUGGUGGCACACGAUGGCCGACCGGAAGUCUCCUGACCGACCACACUACUUUGACCGCCCACGUCAGAGGAGUCAUGACGCCUGUCGCCUUCCUCCUCCUUUUCACGGGACUUUUUUAGCUAUACCCAUCACUGUUUCUCUUCCAUCACCGACUGUUCUUCUUCAUGAUGCAUUUAUUGUUAGAAAAGAGGUCUUUAAAAAAAAAGAGAGAUUCAAGUCGGUCAAGUUAGAUGAUUUAAUUUCUCUCUUGAUCUAUUUUUGUUGUCAUUAUUUGUACCGGUUGUAUAAAUGGCCCUUUUUAAGAGUUUAAAGAGAACAAACAUCCAAACAAACCCAGAAUCCUACAAGUGUUUCUGGACAUUUUAUUUGAACUUUCACCCAUAUUUAAUUCACUUUAACUCGAUAAAUCAUUUUACUGUCACAAUGACUGCGAUUCGAAGCCCUUAUUUUACAAAUGUCCAUUUUUGAUGUGCAAAUGAUCUGUGAUGGCUGUCUCCUGAAUGGCUUUUUGAUACAUGGAAAACAAGAGGUUUGUGAGAAGUGGGCCCCCUUUUACAAUGUAGUGAACAUAAGAAAACACAUCAUCCAUUUACAGGGUAGUAUGAGGCAAAGAAGUGAGGAAAGGUGGGCUCAUGUAGCAAAAGCUCUCAUUCAGACAGUAAAAUGCUUUUAGACCACCCCAACUUGCUGUCUGCUUUGGGUGCCUCUAUACACUGCAUACCAAGGUAGUAUAGUUCAGAGGUAAACAUUUUCCUUCAUGGACAAAAGAAGGGAUACAUAAUGUUUAGCAUAGAAACCUUGGUUUGUGUUGCACACACUUUUCUAUUUGUAUUCUGUGGAUAUGACAUGUAUUUGAUAUGGAAACAUUUGUAUCGGGCCUGCUACUGUCAGUGUUAAUUUAUUUUCAAUAUUCUAUUAUGGCUCUAUUGUAAAUGCGCUUCAGCUUUUGUCUUAUGCGGUGUGGCAGUUUACAUUUAACAUAUGUAGGCUACUAGUGACAAAAUAUUUGUUAAUGUUUAAAGAUGACAUGAAUUAGAGGGGAAUACUGAAUGACUAAAUUAACAGGCUUAGCUAUGCCAGGCAAAUUGUCUAACCAAUUAUGGGUUGUGUCGUUUAAUAUAAGACACGUAAUUUCAGUCAGGGACUGAACUUCUUACUAAUUUGGCUUCAGAUCACAGUAACGCAGAAGGUGUUAAACUCACCCAUUUUUUUUUAUGACCGACGCUUUCUGAACUUUCAAUUUCAUGGACAUGGCUUUGUAAAAUGUAUAAGAUAACUGCCUCAUCAGUUGAGCAGCUAAGUACUAGAACCAAAAGUCAAUGCAAAAUACUGAAAAAACAGGCAGUCAAAACAGAAGAAAAACAUUUAUCAUAAUAAACUCUGCAACACAUGUAGUCAAAUUAACAAGAUAUUAAAGGUAGACUCAGCAAUAUGACAUCAUCAUUCACAGUGGGGUAACUUCCUGCUUACACACAAUUCUGCCCGACUACAUUGCAGAUGCCUGCCAAAUCUCACAAUGCUUGAAUUGGUGUUAACUAUCAGCUAAACACAUCAUAUGAUUUAGCAAUCUGGUGCCCGACUGCACAGUUGAUGAUGUGGCACGCAAACAUUGGUUGAUGCAAUCCAGCGCCUGAGCAGGCGAGAACAACCAAUGUAGUGCGUUCAAGAAAAUCAGAAAAGAACAGACUUGGAAGAAUCUUGACGUCAGUGAUCUUCAGGUCAGACAAGUCGGAGCUCUAGGAUGAUGCCCGAGAUUCUGAAUUGUAAUUCCGAGUUGGAUGACCGUCCAUUCAAAACUAUUUUUCCCAGUGAGAGCUGUUUUUCCCCCAGAGAUCUCAUUUGUUUGUCUGUCUGUGCACUAAAGUCGGAGAUUUCCUUGUUCAGAGUUGGCUGGAACGCACCAAAAGCAACAACUCCAGUCGCCAAGACUGCCCCUAUUGGUUCUUUCAGGUUUGCACCCUCCCUUGAGGUAUGUCCACAUUGGAGGAGCCAAUUUGCUGUUUUGGCAGAUUAGAAUUAUGUUAAUUGAUUUUUGUAAGCAGGAAGUUGCCCUGCUGUAUGUGAUGAUGCCAUGUUGCUCACUCUACCUUUUUAAGUAAAACAUUUUUUUUUACCCUAAAAUGUUUAACCAUCUGUCACAUGGAGAAACGUAUCUUUCGGAUAGAUUUAGAUGUAGGCCUACUAAUUGCCUACGUACGAGCAUGCUCGUCACACUUUCCUCAACUUGUCUCACGGGUUAUAAAGCUAUGGUCCUUUCCCUGGAACGCAUACGACGGAUAUUUACGAGACUCUCACAUGCUCAAAUGGAUAAGUGUUUUAUCCUAAUGUAAACCCACCGUGGUUCACCAAUCACCACUAUAUUAUUCUCGUCAUUGAUUGCCUUCAUAACUCCGAGCAAACAUACCAUCUUAAAAGUCCUUGCAUGCAUUUCAUGUAAGAGUAAGCGGUCUGCCUCUCCUUUUUACACUGUGCUUUCAUUGUACCUCCUGUAAUAUCUGCUUUGUCUAUAUAAGGAUACAUGUAGGUAUUAGUGCGAGGGAAUAGAACCCAAAAGGCAACCCUUUCCUUUAUGUGGAGAUUAAGGCGCAUUGAUAACAUUAUACGACUUCCCAGUGUGUGUGUUUGACUUGUAUUGCCAAUAUAUAUUUCAUUGAGGACUCGGGAACUGGCCAGGGCAUUUGAGAAAAGGUGUGCUUGCAAACACUACAAUCUGCAUGCUAAACUGUUGGUUACUUUUCAUCAUAAUGGACAACAUUUGUUUGAAUGUGUUAAAUGGGUAUGUGCACUGUGUUCUGUGUGGAUUACUGAGACUAGUAUGUUGGAGGGCAGGUGCUGAUAAGUUCCAGUACUAACAUUAUCAGUACUCAAGGGGAAAAGUUGGGGAAAGGUAUUUUUUUGUUUUUUUUGGUGGUCCUCUCCGCUGGCCUCUGUUCUGAGGUCAAUGGAAAGAGUUUGCAGUAACACAUUUCAUCGUCAUCCCUUUUGUUAUUUUUGCCGCUGUACAGUUGUGUGGAAAAUGUGAUUGUUGAUAUUGUUAUUGUGCAUUUUAUCAAUAACUGGUGUAUGAUGAUUCUUGUCGCUGUGAAUUUAAAAAUAAACUGUUAAACCAUG